AUGGUCACGGCCAGCGGUCUCGCCAAAAAGGGAGCGCGACUGAUCGGGGCUCAUGCUCACGAUGGGCUCCCCACGACACAGGGAAGGUCGGGCGGUGUUCGGUUAAAGGGGCAGUGCGGCCAAAUGGCUGCGGCGACCGUCAGCAACAAGAUUCCGUGCCAUUGA
This is a messenger RNA of Colletotrichum graminicola M1.001, 165 nucleotides long. RefSeq lists its product as uncharacterized. Lineage: Eukaryota; Fungi; Ascomycota; Sordariomycetes; Glomerellales; Glomerellaceae. The coding region runs from base 1 to 165 and encodes 54 amino acids. The transcript has a single exon. The record is from RefSeq and is a predicted model, not a curated record.